AUGGGGUGUGGGGGCAGCAGGACGGAUGCUCUGGAACCUCGCUACCUAGAGAGCUGGACCAAAGAGACCGAGUCCACAUGGCUGACAAGCACAGAUGCCGAAAUCCCCCUGUCAUCCAUCCAGAGCAUCCCCUCUGACAACUCAGAGGCCGGCUUUGCCUCAGAGAAAACAAUCAGCCCUGUUCCAGAUUUUUUUGAAGAUGGCCUCCCCCCUCCUGCUCAGGCGUACCUGAAGGUCUGCUCGGCUGUGUCUGAAGCCAGCCUGAACGACGUGAACCCCAGCAGCCCGUCGUCCAUACUGGCGUCUCCAUCUCAGGAUGUGGUGCAGCCGUCGUGUGGGACCACGGUGCAGCGCAGGAGCGUUCUACACACUGAGGAGAUUACAAAAUGGCAGGACAACCGGAUGUCGACCAAGCAGGUAACCAUCACCGUGACACAGAGCAUCCACCAGAUGGACAAGAACGGGAAGGUGAAGAAGUCCCUCACAACAUAUGAGGUCAUGAAACCAGUGGAGGCUCUCAAACAGGUGGCCACACAAAACACUUGA
This is a messenger RNA of Menidia menidia (Atlantic silverside), 546 nucleotides long. Lineage: Eukaryota; Metazoa; Chordata; Actinopteri; Atheriniformes; Atherinopsidae. The record is from the annotation of a GenBank genome assembly.